Messenger RNA from Apus apus (common swift), 3122 nucleotides. It is a transcript of the gene IKBIP, whose product is annotated as IKBKB interacting protein. The coding region runs from base 1232 to 2362 and encodes 376 amino acids. Lineage: Eukaryota; Metazoa; Chordata; Aves; Apodiformes; Apodidae. The record is from RefSeq and is a predicted model, not a curated record. The transcript has 3 exons.
GGAGACUCGUUGCUCGGUACCGCACGGGGAUCCGCUCUGAAGUUGCCCUUGCUACAGCUGAGGUCUUCUUCCUGUAUUGAACGAUUUCUCUACCUACCAGUCAGAUCGCGCUUUUUUUUUUUUUUUUCCUUUUUUUUUUUUUAACUUCAUAAUACGUGGUCUCAAUCCCAGAGGUGUUAAAAGUUAUAUCAUUUUUGCUAAUUUUAGGGGGAGAGCAAGAGAUACUUUUUUCGAACAUACUUCAGUCCGAGCAUGCUUCCUAGUACUGCGACUCACACACAGCUCUAAGCUUCAUACUCCUGUGACAGCUUUUAAACGGUGCCUUUUACAAAGUGACUACAUUAAUUAUCUCUGAUAUUUAAAUAUUUAUAUUUUGACAUGCGACUAAGUUUCACUACUGCAGUGUGAUCCAGAAAGAAGCAUGAUAUUUUUGUCUCAAAAACUGUGCUAAACCAAAUCCACUAAGGAUCUAGUCUAUUUUGAGCAGUAUCCUGGAAGAUUUUAGGCUUAAAAAUUCCAUUCUGUACUUCCAUUUGGUUGGUUAGAAUAUGAGCUUUUGUAGUCUUUGAAACUGCAGAUUCACAUUGCUUGAAUCUAUUUGGAUGUCAGUUUUAGCAGAGGAAAUUACAGCUUUUCUUUUAUCUAGAUGCAUUAUUUCAUAAAUCUGUGUUUUUCUGUUAAUGGCUUUAACUGGUGUCUGUGGGUGACAUUAAGUAAUUAUAACAGAACUAUUUCUAAAUUAAAUCUUGAUUUGCAGUCUCAUUUCUAAAAAUGAGAAAAUGUAUUUUCUCCUUUCAUGUGGAGUAGGUAAGAAUGUAUUUUUUUUUAGUCUGCAAGUAGUGAAAUCGCUGAUGAAAUUGGGACAGAAAUCAAUGAUAAAAAUAUCUUUAAAAUGCCUUAUCGUGCAACAGGCGAAAUAUUUCUGUAAAGGUGAAAUGAGAUAAAGUUUGAAAAGUCAGAUCUGUUUGAGAAAAUGUGAAAGCAGUUCUCUACAGUAUUGAAAACAAAUUUUUUUGCAAAGUCUUAUGAAAGUAUUGUGACACUUGACGAAAGUUUGCUUAACUAGAAGACAUAAUAAAAGCUGAAGCAUUUUUUGGGAAUAUAUUUGUUUAACUGAAGGGCAAAAGGUUGUAUUUGGGGAUGCUUAGAAGUAACAGGUCCUUUCUGGUUUUGACUCUUUUGGGUUUUUUUCCUAGCUCUCUCUUUUGUUUCUGCUUUUUAAAAACACAAAAUGUCAGAAAUUAAGGAGAGGAAAAAAGGUAGUUCUUCAUCCAAGACCAAUGAAGGUUUACAAAAUGUUGAGAAGCACACUAAUUGUGGGAAGCGGGGAAGUACCAGGACCAGGAAUAGUCGGAGUUCUUUUUGGCUGGACUCAAGAACUGCUUUGAGUAUAAUGUCAGUUGCCUUUUGCCAGAUGCUGACCUGGUUCCUAUAUCAGCAGUCAGGUCAAAUUGCUGAUAUGGAAAAAAAGUACAAUUUCUUACAGCAAGAAACUGAAAAGUUAUUGAAUAUGGAAAAUAGACUUAACUUCAUUUCUGAAAAGCUUGAGUCUUCUGAAAGUGUCCUAGGAGAAGCUGCCUCAUCCCCCUCUGUGAUGACUGAGUUUGAGCAGGAAAUAUCUUCUCUUCGUAACUUAAUAAAUGAUGUUCAGAACAAUCAACAGAUCCUCUCUAGAAAGAUGCAGAGCAUUAAUGAGAAGGUCCAACAUUUUACAAAUUCCUGGAGAAGAAGUGUGGACGAAAUGAAUACGAACACUAGUGGUUUAAAAUCUGAAGUGAAGUUCAUACAUACAGAGGUUACUUCCCAAAUUAAUGAAGUUGACCAAAGAAUUAAAUCCCUUUCAGAAAGAGUAAAAGAUUUGGAAGACAGUACAGACAGAAAUAUUAGAACACUAAAAAGGCAAGAAGAUGAUGAAUUCUCUAGAAUUGAACAAAAGUUGGACUUGCAUGCAAAGGCAGUUGAAAAGCUAGAAGAAGAACAGAAUAGUCUGGUAGCCAAGGAUACAGACCUGAAUCAGAAACUUGUAAACUAUGAACCUAAACUUGAAGAGUGCAAGACCCAUUUGCCAACAAUUGAAAAUGCUAUUCACUCUAUUCUGAGAUUAUCAAGUGAAUUGCUAAGUAUGGAGAAAAAGAUAGAGGACUUGACAACACAGCUACAUAGUGUGGAAAAGGAUAUGUUGAAAACUGUUUCUGUUACAGUGGCGAUGCAGAAGGUUUUUGAAAGCAUGCAGUACAAUGACAGCAUCUUGAAAGUGCAGAAUGAAGUGGUUUUAGAAGAAGUAGCACAUGAUCUAGAAGUAUCUUCAACAGCAAAAGAAAUAACUUUAGAAAACUAUAACUUAGAAAAUGACCAGAAUUGAGAUAAGUUAACUUGGACUUUGGGUUUUAAUUUAUAAAAAGGCACUUUAAUUUAUUAUAAAGAAUGUGACUCCAACACGUUAUGGAUAGCUGAAAUACUGUUAUUACUUUAAAUAGGCAUUGGAUCAGACUGAAAGGCAAACUUAACAGGCAAGAAAGCAGGAAUAUUUUAUUGAAGGAGGAAAUUAGUAUUUUUCUUAAGGAUUAUUUUCAGCUUAUAUAUUAAAAGCUUGGGUUUUUUUUAAAAAAGGUAUUUUAAGCCAAGUAUUUAGAUUUAACUUAAUCUCUCUGGGCAAAUAUGCAUUGUACCUCACUUUUAAUGUAAUAUAUACCGUAAUGGUUUUGUGCUUAUGGUACAGACCUCUUAAUGUCAGAGUUGUUACUGGCAUCUACAUGUUUUAUUACAUGCAGGAAAGCACUAAGCACAUUUUUAACAGCUGAAGCUUAGAUGCAACAGCCUUAGAGGAAGCACUAGUAAAGUUCCUCUUACUGAGAAGCUUUCUUGUACAGGUAUUUAUAAGCAGAUUACGUAGCAGCUGGUGUUACUUUUUAUUUCUUUGACCCCAUGUAAAUAGCUUCCUUAGACCUCAUUUCCAGCCUUUUCAAACUUCAUAAAAUCCCUGGUAUAAUUUUGUUCUGCCAUUGAAGUCUUUGGACUACAUACAGAGUUAAGUUCUUAUUACCAGGUAUUCCUCUUAGGUUCUUCUUGCACCAUUUAAUUUGCAAGUUGGGUGUGAUCAGUCCCUAUUAGUCGGGGGGGGA